This is a messenger RNA of Mycena indigotica, 1029 nucleotides long. Its product is annotated as Carbohydrate-binding module family 12 protein. NCBI's taxonomy places the organism in Eukaryota, Fungi, Basidiomycota, Agaricomycetes, Agaricales, Mycenaceae. The record is from RefSeq and is a predicted model, not a curated record. Bases 1 to 1029 code for a protein of 342 amino acids. The transcript is spliced from 7 exons.
AUGUACUGGGAACCAGGAACUUAUUACGCUCCGGGAUCUAUCGUUGAAUACGAAGGUGACUACGACUCUUUGCUCAACUUGAUCCCAUCUUAUCAUCUCAGGCCAUCGCUACAAGAUUAUUCAGCCCCACACCUCACAGGCAAGCAGCAGACACCUUCCGAGCUUUCUUUGACUGACCAAGAUCACGCUGGGGAAGGCCACCACCAGCAGCAGCAGCAGCAGCAGCAGCAACAGCAACAGCAACAACCCCAGCAGCAACCGUAUACUCCCCCUCGUCCCGAUGGCCAAUCCGUCGACAUCCAUCACGAAGAACGCAAGAAGCAUUGGUACGACAUGGACGACAAACGCAAACACGAGUUGGAGAUCGGUGGUGGUCUGCUAGCCGGUGCUGCUUUGCUCGGUGGAGGCUACGCUGCUUGGAAGGGUCACGAAAAACACGAGGAUGAAAAGAAGGCUCAGACGUGGGCCCUUCAGAACUGGAUCCACGACGCGGAAGCCCGUACCGCCGAAUAUCGCAACAAUGGCCCACGUUCAGCUGCAACCUGGAUUCUCAACAAGGCAAGUGCUGCGCUAGAAGCUGACCAACCAUCUGCUUAUCCGCAACAGGGAAAAGAUAUUCCUCGCGAGGCUAUCGUUGUUGGAAAAGAGAAGAGCUGGACUUUGUACAUUUCCAGGGCUUUCUUCGAGGGCGGCAUUCAAGUCGGAAAGGCAUCGGAGGCGUUCAAGAAGGGCGCGGUCAUCGGCUUUAAGAACGAAGAAAUCCAUCUCGACACGUAUGAAAUCCUCAUUGGCGACAUGAACGGACUGCGUUGGGUGCAAGCAGAGGGUCGUCUCAAUGUCGCGAAUCUUGGCUACCGCCCGGUCGAAGGUGGUCGCGAAAACGACGGCACUCCUCUCUACGUCGCUCAAGCACCCCACAAGGGUGUUGUUCACCCUGGCAAGGCAAGCGAGAAAUUGGACGGAGCGUAUAUUCCUUACGACGGCGGAGAAGAAUGCGUCAAGAGCUACAAAGUGUUGUGCUACGCAUAA